Entrophospora sp. SA101 is the source of this 228-nucleotide messenger RNA. The record is from the annotation of a GenBank genome assembly. NCBI's taxonomy places the organism in Eukaryota, Fungi, Glomeromycota, Glomeromycetes, Entrophosporales, Entrophosporaceae.
AUGAUUAGUAAAUUUACAAAAACUCCUAUACAAGUGGAAGCUUUAUUUGGUGAAGUUAGUGGAGAAAUAAGUCCUUUUUGGCCUGCCAGUUUUGACAUCAAUUUAUAUGGUAUGAAAUGGCAAGAUGGAAUUUAUUUCAUUGGGUUGAUUGAUCAGGCCAUUUUACUUUUAACAGAAGAUGAUUCUGGUAUGAUUGAAGGUAUAUAUUGUAUGCUCAAAGGAACUUGA